Dentiscutata erythropus is the source of this 414-nucleotide messenger RNA. NCBI's taxonomy places the organism in Eukaryota, Fungi, Glomeromycota, Glomeromycetes, Diversisporales, Gigasporaceae. The record is from the annotation of a GenBank genome assembly.
ACCCUACAUAGAUCCCUGUUGCUAUGUGCUGUGUUGCAAGUACUAUAUUUUAAAGAAAACUAUAGUUCACUUGUAACAACACCACUACAUGAAAGCAACAACAUAGUAGACACUCUUAUUUGGCCGCCUAAAGAAGAACUUACAAACUAUGAUAAUAGCAUGGAGAUUGAUUUGGUAGUAGUUCAGGAAACAGAUGAAACUUCAAUCCCCUAUUCUGAAUGCUCUUUUGAUUAUAACUCUUGGAAGAAUUGGAUGAUGAAGUCUGGCACAAUAGUUAUUGACAUGUUAAAACAAGCAUUAAGAAUUAAAGGCCAGAAGUUUAGGGAAUUGUUUGCUAUGGAUUCAAAAUUGCAAAACCAAGGUAGUGUGAUAAUAGAGACUAUGCUGAAAUACAAGCCUUUACAAGAUGUCUGA